Messenger RNA from Caenorhabditis sp. 36 PRJEB53466, 1147 nucleotides. The record is from the annotation of a GenBank genome assembly. Lineage: Eukaryota; Metazoa; Nematoda; Chromadorea; Rhabditida; Rhabditidae.
AUGAAGGCCUACAACUCACAGAAGGCUCUGAAGACUGUCGUCGAGAAUUUUCGAAAGCCGCGACAGUUGUUCAUGUACCAUCCGAUUCAGUUCGAGAUCCGAGGCACGUUCCCCAGCACCACGACUACCUUAUUCUCGAAGCACUUGAAUGGAACCACGUAUUGGAUGGCAAACAUGACCAAUGUCCAUGACAGGUCGGGACUUUAGACGCUCCGAAUCUUUGAUAAGAUCAAACAUUUCUUUGACAUUUCCCUUCUCCUCCAAACCAGUUUCUCUCCCCCCGCCACCUUUGUACCCAUCCCAUUUUUGCAGAGACCGUCAGAUCCUCACCCAUGACGGCAAAUUCCGAAAAAACGACUUUCUAGCGGUUUUCGAUGAGUUCUGCCGUGCCACCGGACUGUUUGCACACCUCAAAACAGCGUCCACUGUGGCCGAACAAUGCUACACUAAAGCUGUGAGAAACAAUAAGAAACGAACGAUGAUAAGACAGGGGGACGAUUGCAGAUUGAGGAAUACAUGAAGAAAAACAAUAUUGCGGCGAGCGUCCAAAACAAAUCAUCUCACUUUUUCGCGAUGAACGAGAGUCAGAUGUUCAAGUAUCGGCACUACGAAGACGGAUCGCCGCUGCCGGACGGUUACUCGAUCGAGGUGCCCGAUCUGUCGGAAGACGUCUCUCUCAUCGCCGGCUCUUCCGCCAACGCCAAUGAGAAACUUGUCGAGUAGGCCAGGAAUCUUCUAGAAUCCUUCUAGAUUCCGUGAAUUUCAGAGAAAAACUGCGUCGAUUCCCGUCGCUUUGCGUUCGAAAAGGCGACGAGCUGGCCGGAUUCAUCUCCUCAGAAACAAACGGAGCACUCGCGCAUUUGCACGUUUUCGAUGUUUGUGCCUCGUUUUUUUCUCCUUAAAAACAAUUAAUUUUAUUUAGAAUCAUCGCGGAAAGAAUCUCGGAGAGAAACUCGAAAUCGGAGCGGCCAAGAUGGCCAUUCAGAACGGCAUCCGUCCGUGCAAAUUCAUCGACACCUCGAACAGCUUCUUUUUGGAGAAGGCGAAAAAGUCGAAGAUGAUGGAUUUGGUGGAGUCGAACGGAACUCCGUUGGUCUUUGAUCAGAACGUCUACUCGCCAACCUCAAACUACGCAAUGCAUCAGUGA